Molecule: messenger RNA, 1880 nt
Organism: Poecilia latipinna (sailfin molly)
Lineage: Eukaryota; Metazoa; Chordata; Actinopteri; Cyprinodontiformes; Poeciliidae
Gene: gcnt3
Product: glucosaminyl (N-acetyl) transferase 3, mucin type
Exons: 1
Coding region: 148-1443 (431 amino acids)
Cellular component (GO): membrane
Molecular function (GO): acetylglucosaminyltransferase activity
Source: RefSeq, a predicted model, not a curated record
GACAAGGAUGCAGCGUUAGUCAAUCCGCCCUUUCAGAUCUUAUCGGACACACCUCCACAAAGGGAUGAUAAAGUACCACAGAAUCUCCUUCAAACUGUAAACUGCAUUGAUGAGAGAUCACCUGCCCUGUCGCCUCUGAGCAAAGAGAUGACUUACAGAAAGCUCCAGAAAAGGUGGACUUUUUUGUGGAUCACCUUUCUCAGCCUGGCUUGUUUGUUCCUUUCCUUUGUUUUUUGGGAAACCGCCAUUGACAGAAGUUCGCCCUCUCAAUUUCAUAUCCCGGAGCAGUUUUCCGCUGACCUGCCUGGCUGUUUAGCUAUCAUCACUGGAGAUGUAGAGGGCACCAAGGCUGAAGUAGAAGAGCUUCUAGCAUCCAGGAGUAAGAAAACAACUCUUUCUGAGGAUUUCUACAUUAAUGCAACAAAGGAUUGUGCAGCUUACAUUGAGAACAGAGGCUUCGUUACAGUGCCUUUAAGUGAGGAGGAGCUAAAUUUUCCUAUUGCAUACUCCAUGGUGAUCCACGAGAAGAUAGAGAUGUUUGAACGACUCCUACGAUCUAUUUAUGCUCCGCAGAACAUCUACUGCGUCCAUAUUGACCAGAAGUCUUCCCCGUCUUUUCACAGGGCUGUGAAAGAAGUAGUUUCCUGCUUUCCCAAUGUUUUUGUAGCCAGUAAAUUAGAAAGUGUCGUGUAUGCUUCAUGGUCCAGAGUGCAGGCAGAUCUGAACUGCAUGAAAGAUCUGCUGCACUCUGAAGUUCGGUGGAAAUACCUUUUGAAUACCUGUGGGACAGACUUUCCCAUCAAAACCAAUAGGGAGAUGGUGAUGGCUCUGAAAGUCCUCAAUGGGAGGAACAGCAUGGAAACUGAAGUCACCAGUGUCUCCAAGAAAGGUCGCUGGCAGUACCACCACAAUGUCACCAACGGCGUCAUCAGAACAGACGUGAGAAAAAGCCCGCCGCCCAUCAGUAGCCCAAUGUUCUCAGGAAACGCCUACUUUGUGGUCUCUAGGGCCUUUGUGAAAUACGUGAUGCAGAACAGAGAGGUUCAGAAAUUCAUGGAAUGGGAAAAAGACACAUACAGUCCAGACGAACACAUGUGGGCCACCCUGCAGAGGAUGUCCUCGGUUCCUGGAUCAGUGCCCCCAAACGGCAAAUAUGACACGUCAGACAUGCUGGCUCUCGCCCGAGUCGUCAAGUGGUCUUAUUUAACAGGAGACGUGAAAAAAGGAGCUCCGUACUAUCCGUGUACGGGGACCUACAGGAGAGCCGUGUGUGUGUAUGGCGCCGGCGACCUCCUGUGGCUCCUGAGACAGCAGCACCUCUUUGCAAAUAAGUUUGACCCAGAAGUCGAUGACAUUUCCAUCAGGUGUUUGGAGUCAGUUCUGCGUUUCAAAGCUUCGGGUCAUGACCCCCUGCGUUCUCUGCAAUAUCCAAACCUCUUGUAGAAUCUAAAAUGUAUAUAGUUUUCUUUUCAAACAGAGCAGGUGAAGUUUGAGAAGCUUCGUACCUUAUUGCAAUAGAACAUCCGAUUGGUAUUAGCUGGUUUAAGAUUCUCACAGGGUGAUGACCCCGAGUAAACAUACAAGGUCGGUAUCAUCAGUGAAAUGUCAAAAAUAAAGUGUGUUAUUUUUUAAAAUUUUUAUUACUGGCUGUUAAACACAUUUUAUUACAGUUGUAAUGUUAUCUGUAAUGCGUUUGAUGUGCAAAUUUGUCUUGUAGGAAUUAGGCAAAUAAAAUGCAAUUGCUUACUGCUGCUAGCUUACUAGCAGAGCACAGGUGUACAUUUUUUUUUUAAACUUUACUUAUUGUGUCAGAAUGGUAUUCAGUUUCUUAUGCAAUGUUCCAAAUCUUGAAUUUCAAUCAAAUCUGCACAUUUUGUGGA